ACUGCUCAUCAAUCCGACAAUACUUUCUCUCCAGUCAGGAAACUGUCAAAUAUGUGCAAUGAACUCAUCUCUCAAUAUUUCAAUGUUCAUUUGCAAUAUUUGAAGCUCCAAACGCUUGAUUUUCUCGAAAAAUGCGGACUCAAGUUACCAAGUCAAUUGGAUUGACGGUAUUGACAAUACUUUGGAUUGACAAUAAUAUUGUCACGUGUAAGGGCUGCUAAACAUCGUUAGGUUGUUUUUAACUCGGCAAAGUAUACGGAAAAGUUUCAAUCAAAAUUUCAAAAUAUUUGCUCUUUCAUUUCACUGUAUAUCCAGUUGAUGUCGUGAUUCGUGUCAAUGCUUUUGAUGUAUAAUUUUAAGAGCUAACAAACAAAGUCAUAAACUGAAUUAGAUUCCGGCACACAAACACAAGAUUCGUUGCUUGGCAGCAGAAAUCCGAAUCCUGGCCUUAUUUACAUUGUUAUCGAUUCUGACCUUAUGUAACGAUCGCAUGGUUGGAUCUUUGAGUCGCAUCGCAGUUCCCACACUUACGGCGAUGAUUCCUGGUAUCUACAAACAUUCCCGCUGUAGGAACAACGUGUAUCCCCGCAGUGACGUUCGCCGUUAUCCAGUUCCGGAUGAAGAUGUUUGUUGGUCUGUAGUUUAUUCGGACUAUCAACCGCCGUUUUAUGAGGCAAGUGUGAUGAAGGGUAAAGAAUGGGCGGAUUCUGCUUUUGAGCAUCCGAGUUUCAAAGCCAAAUGGAACCAAUUGGACGGUAAAGUGAAUCGAGUCAGUUUCAUCGGUGAGUAUGAGAUUCACAGUGGUUACCCGUUGAAUUUGUUCGGCCGAACUGGUCUACGAGGAAGAGGUUUACUGGGACGUUGGGGACCGAAUCACGCGGCUGAUCCAAUUGUAACCAAGUGGAAAAUCAAUGAACACGGCCAUCAUGUGAUCAACGAGACCUCGGGGAAACGAAUCCUACAAAUGUGCGCUAUCGAAAGACACGAUUGCGGCGAGUGGGCCAUUCCCGGAGGGAUGGUAGAUCCAGGUGAAAUUGUGAGCGCUACUCUGAAACGCGAAUUUAUGGAGGAAGCAAUGAGUUCCUCGAGUGGUACAGAGGAAAUUGAACGAUUUUUCGCUGGUGGCAAAGAAAUCUACAAGGGAUACGUAGACGAUCCGAGAAAUACGGACAACGCCUGGAUGGAGACGGUAGCGGUUAAUUUUCACGAUGAGGAUGGCAGCAUUGUUGGACAGUUCAACCUGCAUGCGGGAGACGAUGCGGCAAAGGUCCAGUGGAUGGAUCUUGGGAUGGACGUGAAACUUUAUGCAAGUCAUGCCUUCAUCGUUCGGAAGGUGGUUGAACUGCUGAAUGCUCACUGGUAGGGUUUUCGGACGAAGAAACCUUCACACGUGUUUGUUUAUUGAGUAAAAUUAUAACAUGUAGCAUAGUUUAAUUUGAUGUUUUUUUAUGAGUUUCAUACAUUUCACUUCACUGAGAAAACCUCGAAAUAUGCUUCAGAUCUGAGUUAGUGAGUUUUGUUGCGGUGUUGAAAAAUCAAUCGAGAAAAAAAAUUUCCUUUCGCUACUGCAAACUAUCAUAUUACGUUAUUGCAUUUUAUUAGGUUUAUAUGGCGUAUUUAUUUAAUAAAUAAAACAAACUAUCACGUAAUCGUAUUGUGAUUGCAAGGAACAAGGUAAUAAAGUUACCAACUGAUAGAAAA
This is a messenger RNA of Malaya genurostris, 1701 nucleotides long. Its product is annotated as ADP-ribose pyrophosphatase, mitochondrial. The record is from RefSeq and is a predicted model, not a curated record. Lineage: Eukaryota; Metazoa; Arthropoda; Insecta; Diptera; Culicidae. Gene Ontology annotation, molecular function: ADP-ribose diphosphatase activity. The transcript has 2 exons. Bases 491 to 1363 code for a protein of 290 amino acids.